ACAUAGAAACAUAUUAAAAAAACUCAGUAUACCAUAUAUACAUAACUCAAUAUACCAUAUAUACAAUUACACAAACUCAGUAUACCAUAUAUACAAUUAAGUACUUUAGAAUUCAAAAACAUUCCUGAUCAAAUCCAAUCACACCAUUGUUCAUGUUCCCACCAUUGUUCAUGUAAUCAAACUCAUUGUCUAUAUCAUCAAUGUCAUCUUCCUCUUCAUCAUUCUCAACCCUUGCACUAAGGACAAGCUUGAUUGCCUUCUCUUCUUUCGUACUCAUAGCAAGGUCUACAAACAGGGAAAGCACAUUCGUUACACACCAUGAAUGUGUAAUGACCCCAACCCCAAACUAUCCCCAAAGGCCACAUUUGGUUUCUUUAAAAAGAGAGAGAGAGAGAAAGAGAGAGAGAGCUCACCAGGAGUCCUCGCCGGAGCCACCGCACGCCAGGACGUCGUCAAGCUCGUCAUCACCAUCAACCGCAGCUCGAGUGAAUCUCGUGCAUCCAAGGCCAUCAUCGUGUUCCUCUCGUCAAGACGAAGCCGUAGACACCAACCGCGUCACGAUCGGAGCCCGGACGAAGCCGUACGCGCCUCCGGAAGUUUCACCUCCGCGCGCGCGUGAGUUCCACGCGCCGCCGCCGGACCACCGUCCUCCGCCGCAUCGCCGCCGCCGGACCACCGUUCUCCGCCGCAGCUCCGUCGUCGCCGCCGGCCAACUUACCGAUUUGGAGUCCAUUUGAGCAGCUGGAGUUCAUAUAUACCACUUCUCUUCAUUGCUAAGAUGGCGCCCAGGAAGAGAGUUGUUCGUACUCAGACUCCCAGAGUUGCUAGAGAGGUUGAAGAUGAGCAUGUCCAGCCCGCAGUUCAGCAGCAGGCGGCUCCGCCUAUUGAUCAGGAUGCUUUGAGACAGAUGGUUCAGGAUGCCGCUAGGCAGGCUGCACAGGAGGCAGUCCAGCAAGCUGCCCAGGAGGCUGCCCGAGUAGCUGCUCAGGAGAUUGCCAGACAGAUGGCUGCAGUGCAGCAGGGUCCGCAGAUUCGCAUGCAGCAGGCUCCACCAGUUCAGGUUCAGCAUUAUCAUCAGGUUCCACAUCAGCCGGCUCCAGUCCAACAGUACCCUCAGGUUCCUGUUCAGCCGGUUCCAGGAGUUUUUCAGGUUCCACCGCCGCCACCUGCUUUCCCAGUUCAGGUGCCCGAGGUUGAUGAGACAUUUAUCAGGGUGUUGGGACAGAUGAAGUAUGUGAGUUUGGAGCAUUUCACUGGAACGACGGAACCUACAGUUGCUCACGAUUGGAAGCACAGUUUGGAUAAGUGUUUGAAGACCAUCUCGUGCCCACCAAGGCUCAAGCUAAACAUCGCUGAGUUGUAUUUGCGCGGAGAUGCAUCAAUCUGGUGGGAUGGAGUGAGAUUGAUGCACCGUGGUGAGCUGACAUAUGAUGAUUUUCUUUAUGCGUUCAACAAGAAGUAUUUUCCGAGGGAAGCUUUGCAUGAGAAGAAGAAUGAUUUCGAGCAUUUGAGGCAGGGUGCAAAGUCUGUCAGGGAGUAUGAGCGGGAGUUUAACCAACUCCGCAGAUUUGUGGGUAACAACAUAGAUGAGGAGGAUCUGAUCAGGAGGUUCUUAGAUGGGAUGCGAGUAGAGCUUCGUGGUAGGUGCAGUGUGGUUACCUACACCAGUUUGGAGGAUCUGGUAGAGAAGGCGGCUGUGCAGGAGAAAUGUAUGGGUGAGGAGCAGAAGUUCUCCAAAGCAGUUCAGCCUAAGGCAGGAGGGGCUUCGGGGUCGCAGAAGAGGCCUUGGGAGCAGACUGGAGCACCCCGUUGUGGGCGUUGUCGUCGCCACCAUUUUGGGGAAUGUUUCCAGUGCUAUAAUUGCGAUCAGUUUGGGCAUCUUGCGAAGAACUGUAGGAAGCCACCACGAACUCAGGUUGCAACACCAGCAGCAGCAGUAGCACCAGCAGUGGCAGCGAGGAGCUGUUACGGCUGCAACCAGCCGGGUCACAUCUACAGAGAUUGUCCGAGGAGAGGCAAUGCAGCGCUUCCACCACCACCGAAGCGUCCAGCCAUCGCUCCACGGGUCUUUGCAAUUGGAGAUCCCCAGGGAGCUGAGCCGAUAGCGGGUGAGACCGACGAGCAGGAGUGAUUAUCGGACUGGUGCUAUUGGGCUUUUGGGCUUCUAUCGUUUUAUCGCUUUUAUCGUUAUCGGGCCUCCAGGCCUUUGGACUUUUAUCGCCUACGUUAUUCCUAUUUCAGACUUUUGGUUUAUAUCGUAUUUUAUAUUUCGGAUGUUAUCGAUGUUGGGCUUUUAGGCCUUUUGUUACCGUAUCGACUAUUAUAUUAUAUGAAGAUUAUUAUUAUU
Brassica napus (rape) is the source of this 2347-nucleotide messenger RNA. RefSeq lists its product as uncharacterized. The record is from RefSeq and is a predicted model, not a curated record. The transcript has 5 exons. Gene Ontology annotation, molecular function: zinc ion binding; nucleic acid binding. The coding region runs from base 779 to 2131 and encodes 450 amino acids. Lineage: Eukaryota; Viridiplantae; Streptophyta; Magnoliopsida; Brassicales; Brassicaceae.